Molecule: messenger RNA, 1544 nt
Organism: Aspergillus wentii DTO 134E9
Lineage: Eukaryota; Fungi; Ascomycota; Eurotiomycetes; Eurotiales; Aspergillaceae
Exons: 1
Coding region: 1-1527 (508 amino acids)
Source: RefSeq, a predicted model, not a curated record
AUGACAAUCAAAGACCCAACAACCUUCGACGUGAUUGUCGUCGGCGGUGGCAACGCCAGUCUAGUUUCUGCACUCUCAGCCCACCGUGCCGGUGCACGAGUCGCCAUUUUUGAAGCAGCAACAAGGGAGGAACGAGGAGGAAAUAGUCGCUUCUCUUCAGGAAUCUUCCGCAUUCCACACAAUGGACUAUCCUCUGUGGAACCACUGCUCGAUGGGAAAGCAUUGGACGAUGUGAAGUACUGUCGCAUGAAGCCAUACACCCCUGAAACCUACGGAAGCGAUAUUAACCGGACGAGCAAAGGGCAAUGUGACCACGCACAGGUCGCAGUCAUGCUCAAUCAUGCCUUUGAGACUGUGACCUGGAUGAAAGAAGAGCUGGGCGUGAAAUGGCAGCUGCCGUUGGGCAAGUUCUUUGAUCGUGAGAAGAUCAUCAAGGCGCAGGGUGUGGUGGAUAUGCCGCCGUGGGAUACAAUUAUGGCCAUUGGGGAGGGAACUGGCUUGAUGGAGGCGUUGUGGGAGGCUGUCGAGAAGACGAACAUCUAUGUCUCCCAUGGUGCGCCUGUGGCGGAUCUGAUUGCCGAUGGAGAUACUGUCAAAGGUGUCACUGUCAGACACAGAGAAGUUACUGCCAGUUACUAUGGUCAAGUCAUUCUAGGCUGUGGUGGUUUCGAGGCCUCCGCACGGCUUCGCAGACAGUAUCUCGGUGAAGGAUGGGAUCUUGUUGCUCUGCGUGGCAGUCGCUUCAACACUGGCACCAUGAUGGAAAAAGCAGUGGCAGCUGGUGCAGGAGCAGCCGGACAUUUCGGGGGCUGCCAUGCCACUCCUCAUGACCUGAAUGCACCCAAAGUGUUGAGCCCAAACGAUACAGACACGAUGAGCCGAUACAGCUUUCCAUACUCGAUUAUGGUCAAUGCCGAAGGACGUCGGUUCAUGGAUGAGGGCGAAAACCACUUUAGCCUGACGUACGCAAAGACCGGAGCGGCGAUUGUGCGACAGCCUCAGGCUACUGCCUUCCAGGUUUUCGACCAGAAGACUCUUCAUCUCCUUGAGCCGCGAUAUGCGGUUGCAUCCCCAGUUCAAGCUGACAGUCUUGAAGAACUUGCGGAAAAGAUCGGCGUUGACGUAAACGCGUUCUGUGCCACAGUCAACGAGUAUAACGCCGCCGUGCCCACCGAUGCAGUCGAAAAGUUCAAUGCUUUCGCUCUCGACAGCGUGUCAACAGGAACAGCACUUUCCAUUCCCAAAAGCAACUGGGCCCUCCCACUCGACCAGGGCCCGUUUGUAGCGUACGGAGUGACGUGCGGCAUUACCUUUACUUACGGGGGUUUGAAAACGGACGAUGCUGCUCACGUGUUGAACGAGGAAGGGCUGAUUAUGCCCGGUCUGUGGGCCGUUGGAGAGAUAGCCGGAGGUUUCUUUGCAUUCAACUAUCCUGGAGGGUCUGGGCUGACUAAAGGGGCAGUCUUUGGGAGAAUUGCGGGUCAGACUGCAGCAGAGAGAGCCAAGGGACUCAGGGUGGAGAUGUAGAUUAACCAGGGUUGGAC